CGGCCCCUGAGCUGAAUUGAACCUGCCGGUGUAGAGAGAGGUACCUGAUUUAUAGCGUUUUACCGGUCUACCGGUCUCUUACUUCCUAUGAGCUGUGCACGCCAGUUAACAGUCCCCAGGAGGACCAGCGCGAGACGAAUAAGAAAUGACCAGAACAACAACAACAACAACAUUAAAGACAAUUAUAUGCAUAUUGAAACUUGGAAACAUUGACUAAGAAACAUGCGACAAUCUUAACGGAAACGGACAUUCUUAUCGGAAGUCCAUCCCUCUCUCUCGCUCUCGGGGCUAGACCCGCUCUACUGAAAGCCCCGCUAUCUCUACCUCUCGCCAAUAACGCCCAUUCGGAGGAUCCCGUUCCAGGCGUUCCGUCGUGAAAUCAAAAAUGCCUGGAGACGAUGUUACUGCCGGUGACAGCCAGACCUGAGUGAUGCUUGGCUCACAGCUAGUACAGACAACAACUACAGCGGACGAGGUUCCGCUUGAGAAGGUGUAAACCAUGAACUACGUGGGCCAGCUUCUGGUGACGGUGAAGGAACUGUACAAGGGCAUCAACCAGGCCACGCUCUCAGGCUCCAUCGACGUGAUCGUGGUCCAGCAGCCCGACGGGACCUUCCAGUGCUCGCCAUUCCACGUGCGCUUCGGGAAGCUGGGCGUACUCCGCUCCCGGGAGAAAGUGAUCGAUAUUGAGAUCAAUGGAGAAGCUGUGGACCUGCACAUGAAACUAGGCGACAACGGAGAAGCCUUCUUCGUCCAGGAAACGGAGAAAUGCAAUGAGGCGGUUCCCUCCCACCUGGUGACAUCGCCCAUCCCGACAGAGGAGAGUCUGUUGUGGCGGGAAACUGCGGAGCUCCGCCCCCCCCAGCCUCCCUCCCUCCCCGACGACCAGGUGUCGCCAGGCCCCGCCCAGACCAAUCACAAGAAGAAGAAGAGGAGGAAGAGGAAGCAUAAGGCCGAGCCGCGGCGCGAGGACCAGCCGGGUGCCGAGGGAGCGGAGCUGGCGGGGGGAGGCAGGAGCUCUGAGGAAGAGAAGACCGUCCACAACGGAAGGCCGGCCUGUGCGUCGGUGAAGGACCCCGCGGGACACAAGUCUCACCCCUCAUGGAAUGGCCUGGAGUGGGACAGCUACCCCUUCUCUGACGGAGACUGGGGUCCAACCAACAGGGAUCCGUCUGAAGACGCCUCACCUAAAAGUGACUCUGAACUUACGGUGAAGUCCUCAGAGAGCAUGCUCAGAGCCGACGCACACAUGCAGUGGUCCUGGGGAGAGUUCCCAGAAUGCACCAGGGUCAGUAAGAAGGAGAGAGAGACAGAACGGAGGGACCUGACCAUCACCCCGUCCCAGAGCACACACUUCCGGGUCAUCCUCAGCUCGGAGGCCAUGGAGGUGGAGUCCCUUGACCCCCGGGACUCGCCCUCCUUCUGCUCCCCCUGCUCCCCCUGCGGUCUUAUCAAACCCCGGCCCCGGGCCGCCAACCUGGAGCCGGGCCGGUCCAACGACAACGGCGCCGCCUCAUCCGGGCAGCACACCGCCAAAUGGAAGUCCAGCCCGCCUGCACGCAUCAACGUCAGCCUCGAUUCAGAACCCUGCGGCAAAACCAGCGACUCGCAGGACAAGAGGAGAGAUGUGAGGAAGAGGAGCCAGCACCAGGGACCUGAGGACAUCUACCUGGAUGACCUCACUGCCCUGGAGCCCGACGUAGCCGCGCGCUACUUCCCCAAGAGUGGUCAGGCGUCCAGGCACUGGGAGGAGGUGGGACGGCGCUCCAGCUCCCAGUCUCCCCAGUCAGUAGGGAGUGGGGCAGCGGACAGCGGGACCGACUGCCUGUCAGACUCGGUGGGGGGGCUGGACCUACCUGACGUCACCCUGUCGCUCUGCGGGGGGGUGGCCGAGGACGCAGAGAUCCCCAAAGAGAGGUUUCUGGAGCACAUCAUCUCUUACCAGGAUUUCUCGGAGAAUCCGGCGAUCGUCGACAAUCCCAAUCUCGUGGUGAAGAUCGGAAACCGAUACUACAACUGGACUCUGGCUGCACCGUUGAUCCUCUGCAUGCAGGCGUUCCAGCAGAACCUGCCCAAGGCUACGGAGGAGGCCUGGGUGAAGGAGAAGAUGCCCAAGAAGUCUGGUCGCUGGUGGUUCUGGAGGAAGAGCAGCGUCAAACAGUCGGUGGAGUUCAAGCAGUCCAGUCUAGACUCUCAGAACCCGGAGAGCCCCUCCACCCCGCUACCGACUCCUGCUGCACAACUGGAAGAGAGCUCCAGCGAAGACGACUCCAAGGAACUGAACUCUGUGGCUCCUCCCCCAGAGACAGCAACACCGCUCACUGAGCGCGUGCAGACCGGAGGCCCCGCCCCUGGUCUUUCCUACAGGAAGUCACUCCGCCUUUCGUCUCAACAGAUAGCCAGCCUGAAACUGAGGGAGGGGCCUAACGACGUGACCUUCAGCAUCACCACCCAGUACCAGGGAACGUGUCGCUGCCAGGGCACCAUCUACCUCUGGAACUGGGACGACAACGUCAUCAUCUCAGACAUCGAUGGCACCAUCACCAAGUCCGAUGUGUUUGGUCAGAUUCUGCCCCAGCUGGGGAAGGACUGGACGCACCGCGGCAUCGCUAAACUUUACCACCUCGUGCAUGAGAACGGCUACAAGUUCCUGUACUGCUCGGCGCGGGCCAUCGGCAUGGCGGACAUGACGCGCGGCUAUCUGCAGUGGGUGAACGACGGGGGGGCCAUCCUGCCAAGGGGCCCCCUGAUGCUGGCCCCCAGCAGCCUCUUCUCCGCCUUCCACCGGGAGGUGAUCGAGAAGAAGCCUGAGAAGUUCAAGAUCGAGUGUCUGACGGACAUCAGGAACCUGUUCCCCGCCAGCCAGCAGCCCUUCUACGCAGCCUUCGGCAACAGAGAAAACGAUGUGUUCGCCUACAAGCAGGUGGGCGUUCCUGUGUGUCGCAUCUUCACCGUCAACCCCAAAGGAGAGCUGAUCCUGGAGCAGGCCAGGGGAAACAAGACCUCGUACGGCCGGCUGAGUGAGUUAGUGGAGCACCUGUUCCCGUUACGCACCCGGGAGCAGAAUGCCACUUUUACUUACCCAGAAUUCAGCUAUUUCUGCUUCUGGAGACAGCCAAUCGCAGAGGUGUGUCUGGAAGACAUACUGUGAUUGUCCAGAGUAAAUGUUGCACUGCAUGCUGGGAGGUUAGUUUUCAUAACGCAUCCAGGUUUGAUGGUUUGAUGGUCUUGUUUGAUGGUCUUAAAAAUAAUGUAAGAAAAACAAGUUUAUAAAAGAGUUAUUAGCACCGAUUUAUAGUCUAGUGGCAACACUUAGGGCUGUUAUUUAUAUUUCCUAUUGCCCUGGUGAGAAAACACUGUUAACAUAAGAUAAAUAGAAGAAAGGAUAACUGUGAAAUAAACUCAAAUGUCAUGGGACCAGGAUCUCCAGGUAGAACCUUCUAGAGUGUUCUGAAACACCUGAGAAAGCACACCUCUGAUGACUGUUGGAUAAACCCUGUUAUGCUACUGACCUAGAGGGGAAGGUACUAUGAUCAACACAGUGGUUCACAUAGGGUGAGGCUCAGCCAUUCCCUCUGGUUGUGUCCCAUGCAGAACAUCCAAAUAUGGGACUCUCGCUUGCGUAAUUCCUGUUCCUGUCUGUAUAUGACGGAUUAAUACUGGUAGGGUUCCAGUAGCACAGAAACCAACGUAACCAACUGUGAAGAACAAACAUUGGAGCUUUCAGAUAUUAUAUUCAAAACCUGCUUCUUAAUGUUCAAAACCAGCUAGUUAAUAUUUACAGACUGCUAGUUAAUAUUCACAACCUGCUAUUCCAUGUUCCAAGCAUGCUAGUUAACAUUCACAACAUUCUAGUUAAUGUUCACAACCUGCUAGUUUAUAUUAAUAAGCUGUUCGUUUUUUUUAAACAUAACAAACUGCUCGUUAAUAAUCAGAGCAUGCUAGUAUAUAUAUUCACCACCUGCUUGUUAAUAUUCACAAUAUACUGGUUUAUAUUGACAUCCUGCUAGUCAAUAUUCACAACCAACUGCUGUUUAAAGAUGUAGUGUGUCGGAUUUUGUGCCAUCUUGUGGUGAGGUUGACUGGGUGGCAACCAAUUGAAUAACCCCCCCCCCCCUUUCAACAACUCCUGUGCUGUAAGGGGCCAGAAUACCUCCGAAAUGAUGUCAUCCUCUACGACUGCAUCGAGUAGCCAAGUGUCAAGUGAUGAGGUGCCUUGAUAGUUAUAAAUUGCGUUUAGUUAUUUAGUCUCUCUCUCUCUCUCUCUCUCUCUCUCUCUCUCUCUCUCUCUCUCUCUCUCUCUCUCUCUCUCUCUCUCUCUCUCUCUCUAUGUAUAUAUAUAUUUCGUAGCUUAUAACUUAGAUAGUGAUUAUGAUUGUUAAUUGAACACAUUCUCUCUAGAGAUGUUUUCCGUUCUUGGCUAUGCAAAAUCGUGGUGGUGCAACAUAGUGGGCUCUCUCGUAAAAGACCCCUUCCCAAUGUAGCUAUAAAUAGUGCCGUCUAACUAAAAAAUAACACAAAUUUAAACAUUCUCAUGAAUAUGAAAGUCUGGUCCACUAAAUACCACAUAAUUCUACACACUGCAUCUUUAGGACCUUCUGUAAAGUAAUGCUAUAUUUAACACUUUGUAAGUACUUAUACUUACAAGUACUUAUAUGUAUGCUUGUAUGUAUCCAGAACUUCAGGAUGUAUGUAAGCUAAAGGAGAGUGAAGUUAGUAUGAGCGGGCUGAUCCUUCUGGUGAGGAUUUUAGACUGCAGUCUGUAACUUCUGAUGAGAAGAAAGCACUUUUUAUCACAACUCUGCUGCUCACACACACACACACACACACACACACACACACACACACACACACACACACACACACACACACACACACACACACACACACACACACACACACACACACACACACACACACACACACACACACACAGUUUGUCUUAUGCGCUUGUGUCUCAGCACAAAUUAAAUCAAGGCACAUGGUUGAUCGUAUUAAGAUGAUCUAAAAUGAUGUUGUAUUCUGCAAGGUUUGAUUAAGUCUUGAUCUGUUGUUGCUCCUAUCGAUACAGUAUGAAUGUCCGUAUUCUUUCUAUGAAAGUGCUAAACUUUGUGUGACCACAACACACCUCUUUACAAACCCAUGUUGUAGUAAUUUUUUCACUUCUGAAUGCCUUUGCAGCUCCAACACAAGAAGUGUUAAAGAGCAUGUAGUCCUUUACAUGUAGAUAUAAUCUAGUUUUGCUUUUGAUUUAAAAACACAGAUGACAUUUAAAAGGUGUGGUUUUAUGAAGUAAAUCAUUUCAAAUGUAUAGAUUGUAAUUGUUGUAAACAUCUAUUUUAUUAAUAAAAAAUAAUGUGGUUUUUGACAAUCAUUGAAUACAAAAUGUGUUAAAUUUCAAUGAAUAAAUCAUAUUUUUUGUAGUAAGUCUAAGAAUGGAACCAGCUAUGACUUCUAGUGACAAAGAACAGAUAUCAUUGUGUUUCAUUAAAAGUAAGUGCGUUUUAAUAUCCAUCCGUCUCGGAGGUCCGAGGACGUUGCCUAGCGACACGCACAAACACGCCCCUUUUCCUCGGACGGCGAUCUCGCCAUCUCGGUUGAACUCAGUGGUGACCGAGCGAAAUUCCGAGACAGAAUUCAAGAUGGCUGCGCCCGUUGUGGCUUGAAGUAUGAACUGUUUUCAUUGUGCUUAGACCUCUUUGGUGGUUUAAAUGGUAAUUUCAAUGACUCGUAUUGCUGCAAUACCUUACUGCGUCCGUAUCUCUGCCUAUGUACACAAAUAUAUUGUAUUUGUGUACAGCACUUUGGUCAACAAAUGUGCUAUAUAAAUAAACUUGACUUGACUUGACUAUGGCCUAUAGCCUACUUGGAUCGCCUGGUCCUCUGCCAAUGCUACCGCGAUAACAGCUUUCCGGGUGGCGUCCAUGUUUUCCUCCAACGACCGAGCGAAAAAAAAAACGCUUGAAGUGUGGGCGUGGCGUCAGAUCCGAGAUCCGAGUCGGUUCGCAGAGAAUACUCGAACGCAGCAUUACGGUCAUGUUGUCGCCAUACACUUAGGUGCACUCACACUAGGCCAUCUGGCCGUGGCCGUUUUAGCACCUAACCGUGCUCAAAUCUGCCAGUGUGAGUGUGGCCAGUCUGGCCAGGCCGGGCCAAUUUGGCCACUUGGGAAAGGUGUGCUGCUACGGCAGAAGUUCCAUGCAGCGGACGCUUGGUGAUGACGUGUUACGACGUGAUGACGUAUGUACAAGAGCCUACCGUGGCUAGGCCACAGUUGCGACGGCCAACGGCCACGGCCAGAUGGCCUAGUGUGAGUGCAGGCCGGAGAACAAUGGGGCCAGUUGAGCACGGUUAGGUGUGAAAACGGCCACACGGCCAGAUGGCCUAGUGUGAGUGCACCCUAACUGUGCAACGUGUAAGAUUUGGGCAAGUUAUUCCUCAACACUACAAAUAGGGGGCAGCACAUUACCAGAAAGAUGUGGUGUCUGCCCCUGUUGUAGGACCAGUCUUAACAGUGCAUCAACAAAGUCUUAUUAAGCAAACAUUUGCACCGUGAGUGAGUUGCUGCCUUUAUAAGCGAACGUAAGCAUUAAAAGCUGUUUUCUUACCAGUCUAGAAGAAGCAUUGCAAGUUCAGUAUCAAAUGGCAUGCAGUUAACGCAGAAAGAGUGUAUAAAACGGUGGAAGUGACAGCAAUGUUGAACCAAAUUUAUCUUUUCUAUUUCUAUAAUUUAUUUCAUUUUUUUAAAUGAGGUUACCAUGGAUAGCUACUUCUCAUGUUGACGACACUGGACGCUGCAGUGAUGGCGCAUGUUACCCCCUAUGUUUUAUUCGAUACAUUUCGACAGUGUUACCCCUUAUGGGUUUUUCAUGACGACAGAUAAAACACGACAGUGUUACCCUUUAUGUUUCAUUUGAUAAAAACAACAGUGUUACCCCUUAUGUUUUUUUCCCGUGAUGACUGAUGAAAAACAACAGUGUUACCACUUAUAUUUUAUUUGAC
Messenger RNA from Gadus chalcogrammus (walleye pollock), 7002 nucleotides. RefSeq names its product phosphatidate phosphatase LPIN2-like. NCBI's taxonomy places the organism in Eukaryota, Metazoa, Chordata, Actinopteri, Gadiformes, Gadidae. The transcript has 20 exons. Gene Ontology annotation, molecular function: transcription coactivator activity; phosphatidate phosphatase activity. The record is from RefSeq and is a predicted model, not a curated record. Gene Ontology annotation, biological process: cellular response to insulin stimulus; fatty acid catabolic process; triglyceride biosynthetic process. The coding region runs from base 500 to 3151 and encodes 883 amino acids. Gene Ontology annotation, cellular component: endoplasmic reticulum membrane; nucleus; cytosol.